Molecule: messenger RNA, 1941 nt
Organism: Conger conger (European conger)
Lineage: Eukaryota; Metazoa; Chordata; Actinopteri; Anguilliformes; Congridae
Gene: r3hcc1
Product: R3H domain and coiled-coil containing 1
Exons: 9
Coding region: 434-1642 (402 amino acids)
Molecular function (GO): nucleic acid binding
Source: RefSeq, a predicted model, not a curated record
GUUACAUUUAUUUUUCUUGAGGACUGUUAACCGGGCAUCCCGCUUGUUACCUGCUGAAUAUCGGGGACCAACUGCCAAAAUAAUCGCCUGCCGUAUACCGUUUGUUUUAAUCGGGCAAGCCGAGGCCUGUGCGGUCACCCUGGCGUUUCCUUGCGUUGAUGGCUGUUACCUCCCCAAGCAAGAGAAUGAUUUUGUUCAGACAGUCGUUGAGGAGCUGGAAGCUUUCAUACAGAGAGACCAACAGAGAAGCCGACUCCGGUACCUGACUCACAGAACCGCGGAGAGCCACCCCUGCCUCAGCACCUUCUCUGUGGGGCGGACCGGGUGGAGCCGCAGGGUGGUGGUGUGCUUCUCCCACCUCAGGUUAGCCCCGGAGGACGGCAGUGAUGCGGAGGGCGGGGUUUGCGAGCGGUCCCGGGUUCGAGGCGGAGGGAUGGAGAGUGUUGAGGUCGAGCGAACGUCCGAGAGCAGGCAGACUCGCUGCCGCAGCCACCGGCGCCCCGACAAGGCCAUCUACAUCCCGCGGGCCAUGAGGGAGAGAGCCCCGCUCCCAACACAGGCCCUGCCCGCCACGCCCGCUCCCACCCAGCCGACUCCACCCUCAACUGCCUUGCCCAGCCAGUUAGCCACACCCACCCAACCUACUCCACCCCCAACUGCCUUGCCCAGCCAGUUAGCCACACCCACCCAACCUACUCCACCCCCAACUGCCUUGCCCAGCCAGGUAGCCACGCCCACCCAACCGACUCCACCCCCAACUGCCUUGCCCAGCCAGUUAGCCACACCCACCCAACCUACUCCACCCCCAACUGCCUUGCCCAGCCAGGUAGCCACGCCCACCCAACCGACUCCACCCCCAACUGCCUUGUCCAGCCAGUUAGCCACGCCCACAACAGUCUCGCCCACCCAAUUGGGCCCCUCCCACCCCAGCCUCGGUGUCUCUGAGGAGUCCUGUCCAGCCCCCUUGGCCAAUCAUCAGCCAGCGUCCGACGCGUUGCUAGGCGACCCUGCGGACUCGGCCAUCCCAGCCCACUCCGACCUCGGCCCCUGGGAGCAGACCAUGUCCUACUUCGUCGCCAUGACGCUGGACGACGAAUCGGACAAUGCCGGUGGGAGCUUUGGCUCCGCCCAACCCGAAGCGCAGCUGCAGACAGAGGGAGCUAAGGAUUCUGGGGAUUAUCUUCAAGAGAUCUCGGGGCAGCUGACGGAGGCGGACUUCACCAUCGAGAAUGUCCACAGCGACUACUCCGGGUACGAGACCCUGUGGAUCAGCCCCGGAGAGUUCGCCCACGUCAUCGAGAUCUACGACUUCCCCGCCGCCUUCAAAACCGACGACCUGCUCGACGCCUUCACCCAAUUCAGUGAGGGCGGUCUGAAGAUCAAGUGGGUGGACAACACUCAUGCCCUGGGAGUGUUCUCCAGUGAGUCUGCAGCACUCCAGGCUCUCUGUAUGCAGCACCCCCUGGUGAAAGUGCGCUCUCUCUAUGAGGCCAGCAAGAAGUCAAAAGGGAAAGCACUCCGGCGGGCAGAGUUUCUCCAGCCAGUGAAGGAGCGGCCGCGCACAGAUACGGCGGUUGCUAGGCGAAUGGUGACCCGGGCGCUGGGCCUGCCAAAGCCUGUCCUGCGUGGUAAACGGUGCUGACCAAAAAAACUACUGCUCAGACCUCUGCCCUACUGCAGGGAGAGCGCAGGACCGGCUGGAUGUGGAGUGUGCUUCCCCCAUUUCCGCCUGACCGCAGCCUGCCGCCCUGCGUGGUCAGCCAGGCAAGCCACCUCCCCUCCCUACCCCACUGCCCGCUCGUUUCAGCAUUCAGCCAAUCAAGCAAGGGAACCGACUGAGUGACGGAUGUGGAGGCGGGGCUAUGAAAGGGGCGGAGCGAGUGGGUGUGGCUAACAAACAGGAAGAACAUGGAUGUGUCAUUUUCUCCCUGUUUCCGCAGU